AUGUCAUGGUUCGCUCACUCUCUGGCAAACUCUCUCCGAAUCGAACUCGACAGCGACGACGACGACGACGAAGCCGAUGAAUACGAUGAUGAAGAAAUCGACGUCGAACCUGGUCGUUCUCAUGUCUCGCCAACUCAUUCGCCCGGAAACCAUCAACGUUAUCAUCAACGACAACCGCACCAAACGCAAGACGAUGAAUUUGAAUCAGAUAAUGAUGCGCAACUUCGAGGAGUCAAAGAGGACCUUGACGAAUUGAAGCAAACCCUAACUCGCCAAUUCUGGGGAGUGGCUUCUUUCCUAGCUCCGCCGCCAACAAACUCCCACCCUCCUUCUAAACAGACGUUUUCUGAUCCCGCGGCAUUAACCGGGAAUCAAUCGGAGCCAUCUGAUCAGUGUGCUUCUGGAAGUGGUGGAGGAAUUGAUGUGCACGAUGGCGUUGGAAUUUCCUGCAUUGGGCGUGGAGAAAUUGAAGGUCGAUUCCGUAAUGAAGUUCCAGGAGUUUCGUUUACGGCUUCGGAUUUGAGUUCGCAUGGCCCGGAGUAUGUUGAGAAUGGGGAAUUUGAAAUGGAUGAGCCUGAUCUUAAACAAGCAAUUGGAAUUACAGAGGAGGUGUUGACCUUCGCGAGAAAUAUAGCGAUGCAUCCUGAGACGUGGUUGGAUUUCCCUAUUGACGAGGAAGAAGACACGGCUGAUUUUGACAUGUCUGAUGCUCAGCAGGAGCAUGCUUUUGUCAUAGAAAGACUUGCUCCACGGUUAGCUGCACUCAGAAUUGAACUGUGUCCUUGCCAUAUGAGUGAAGGUUACUUUUGGAAAGUCUAUUUUGUACUUUUGCAUUCUAGACUUAAUAAACAAGAUGCUGGAGUCUUGUCUACUUCUCAGGUUAUGACAGCCAGAGCAAUGUGGAUGCAGGAGUUGCAGAAGCAAACCAAGCCUGAAUCUGAAUGGUAUGGUAGAAGCACAUCCUGUGUAAGAGACAUUGCUCCAGAUGAGGAUCUUCCUCCUAGCAUAUCUGAUUAUACCAUAUCUCAUGUGACACGUGGAUACGAACCAACCAGUUGGCCCACAGGAGUGGAUUAUGAGUCUGAGAAGCACACCAUUGAAAGUUCUGAAACAGUUUUUACUGAUAAGUCUGUCAUUGAGGAAAAACCAAUUGUUAAAACUGAUGACAAGGGAUUAACAAACGAUAGAUCUUCAAAAAUUGCCGUUCCAAACUAUGCUGAUGGUGAGGAUGAAUGGCCAGAGGAAGAUUCUGAAUUGGAGGGAACCAUCAUCCCAAUGGUGAAUGAAGACAUAUCUUUCAGUGAUCUCGAAGAUGAUGAUUAUGGCAUAAAGCAUGUUAAAUCCAAAACAGAUCCAAAGACAGUAUGAAAUUUCAAUGCAAAAUACAUGUCUGUUGUGGAAGUGAGAACACUGCAGUGUCCCUGGUGUCGGGGGUUAAAAAGCUGGCAGUGGUGUUUUGGGCACUAAGACAAGGUCAGGGAUAUUCUGGUUUCACUAUGUAAUGAUGUUGUAGAAACAUUUGUUGGAACAUCACACGAAAUAUUGACAAAUCCAAGUGUAAAUUCAAAACCACAUUCGCCCUUGUCUUCAAUUG
Neltuma alba is the source of this 1594-nucleotide messenger RNA. RefSeq lists its product as uncharacterized. The transcript has 3 exons. Bases 1 to 1368 code for a protein of 455 amino acids. Lineage: Eukaryota; Viridiplantae; Streptophyta; Magnoliopsida; Fabales; Fabaceae. The record is from RefSeq and is a predicted model, not a curated record.